Loa loa (African eye worm) is the source of this 2474-nucleotide messenger RNA. RefSeq names its product NRBP protein kinase, variant. NCBI's taxonomy places the organism in Eukaryota, Metazoa, Nematoda, Chromadorea, Rhabditida, Onchocercidae. The transcript has 14 exons. Gene Ontology annotation, biological process: endoplasmic reticulum to Golgi vesicle-mediated transport; protein phosphorylation; intracellular signal transduction. The record is from RefSeq and is a predicted model, not a curated record. Bases 906 to 2123 code for a protein of 405 amino acids. Gene Ontology annotation, cellular component: cytoplasm; endomembrane system. Gene Ontology annotation, molecular function: protein serine/threonine kinase activity; ATP binding.
GUUACAGGUUUCUUACCCAAUUUCUGACUUGGUUUUGUCUUCGAGUGGAGCACUUGUGCUCAGCAUUUCAACCGACAAAAUCGUGCCGUCACAGAAACUUCUAAAUCAUUGAAGCAGUCAAGUUGAAUCGUUCCUGUAUAUUGCUAAAGCCGUAUGAUCGGCACAGUCUUGAAAGCUGCUCAGCAGUUUCUUGCACUGGAAGCUGCAUAGCAGCAUUAACAUCAACAGCACUUUACUGUAGUGCUGUAGCGAUACGUUCCCGAGAAAGAGCAAGAGGUGAAAUAGAAAAUCUGAGCAUUUGCAAUUGCAACAGAUCUUUAGCAAUUAGUAUCGUUAGCAUGGAUUCUGCGACUUCAACAGAUGUCGGUUCUACCACCACAUCACAUACAACUGAUACAACAGCUAAACAUGGUCAUGAUGUAAAAGGUGGUAAUAAUAGCAAGGAUAGUGAUUCCGAAGGCGAAGGAGCUGAAGAGAUCUUGGAAGAAAGUCCAUGCAAAAGGUGGAGUAAGCGGCGUGAGCAAGUAAAACAACGUAAUGUUCCCGGGAUUGAUUAUGCUUACCUGGCAAUGGACAAUGAAACAGGCAACGAGGUGGUUUGGAACGAAGUCCUGUUCUCAGAACGCAAAAAUUUUCGUUCACAAGAAGAACACAUAAAUGCAGUUUUUGACAAGUUAACUCAUCUCGUGCAUACGAAUCUCGUUAAAUUCCAUAAGUACUGGACAGAUUCGAAAUCUGACAAACCAAGGGAAACUUUGUGCAAGAUUUGAGAAAGGAUGAAGGGAUUACUGUGGAAUUUUUAAAUUCCGGAACUACCGUGAACACAAUGACAUUUCACGAGUCAGUGGUCAUUCAGUAUGCCGGAUCAGUAAAGGUCGACAGAAUGCUUGGAACCAUUGUGGAGAAUGGGGCGGAUAAUAUUUAUAACGGAGUAUAUGUCAUCUGGUUCAUUGGCACGAUUUUUACAACGUACUCGUAAAUCUGGAGCUGCUUUAAAUUUGAAGGCCUGGAAGAAGUGGACUACGCAAAUUCUCUCUGCUUUAAAUUAUUUGCACUCAUGUAAUCCUCCAGUCGUUCACGCAAAUCUUACUUGCAACACGAUGUUCAUUCAGCAUAAUGGUUUGAUCAAGAUCGGUUGUGUCGCUCCAACUGCAAUUCAACACCAUGUGAAGACGUUUCAAGAAAAUAUCAGAAAUAUGCAUUACAUUGCGCCUGAAUAUGAACAUUGUAAUGCUGUAGCUCCGCCAGCUGACAUCUAUUCUUUUGGAAUAUGUGCACUAGAGAUGGCUUUACCUAUGGGCUUAUUCGGCUCUUCAAAUGGUACUGAAACAAGUGUAGUGUCACAGGAGAUGGUUAGGAGAGGACUGGAAUCGUUGGAAGAUCCUAUGCAGAAAGAUUUCAUUGAGAGCUGUUUGAAUUUGGACCCAUCUAAAAGGCCAACCGCUCGCGAUUUAUUAUUCCAUACUAUUUUACUUGAGGUGCAUUCUUUAAAAUUACUGGCUGCUCACUGUAUUGUCUCAUCGAAAUUGAAUAACAGUUUAAACGAAGAUGAUCUACAUGUAGAGGACCCGAAUCGCAUUGCAGCAACAUCAGAGUUUCGCGAAAUGGCCUAUAACCAGGUCCCUUCUUUUCAGGUAGAUCUGGAAAAAUUUUUGGAGGAUGUUAGUAAUGGAAUAUAUCCACUCAUAGCAUUUACCCCUCUUCCUCAUCAUCAAAGAAUGACGGCUUCGACAUCUUCAGCCGCUCUAGUUGGGGAGCAGCAAUAUGAAGAUCGCGGAUCAGAUGGUGACAAACCGGAGCCAACACCUAGCCCUCCAGCAGAUUCACCGGUGGAAUAUAAAGAAAGCAGGUCAAUCAUCAAAUGCACAGUCACGCUGAACGGGUCACUUUUAACAUUAGUUGUUCAAUUGGAUGAUAUGAUGAACCGACAGUUGACAGCUAGAAUAACUGCGGAUGAUACUGCAAGUAUAUUAGCAGCCGAAUUAGUGCAACAUGGUUUAAUAGCUGAGAGCGAUGAGGCGAGAGUGGAAGAAGCAUUCGCAAAAGCGCUUGCAAAAAACACAGUUGAUAGUACUUUGACGGAUGAAAAAAUGGUUCAAAAAGCAUCUGCACCAACGUUGUAACUGAAUAACCUGUAUUUUUUUUUCGCAAUCAUACCAAAUUGCAUUUCUUCAUAGAGAUGCUUUGUAUAAGCAGCUAGAAAAACAAGCCUUUAGAUGUCGUGACCGUACUAUUUUUUGCUGAUGUUUCAUAUUUUGGAUUCAUAAUUCCUGAGAAUUUUUGAGCUCGCGCAAAUCUUGUGUAUGAUUUAAUUAUUUCUGAAAUCAUAGUCCGUUCUCUGUUUAAAGUGAACAGUCAGUUAUAGGUGCCGUAUCAAACACCUAAGAAUGUUUUAUUACGUGUUAAGAGUUUUGAAUAAUAGAAAGUUUGAAUAAUGGACCUCUGCUCAGUUUUUGACACAGCAGAGAUAGCUC